Molecule: messenger RNA, 3460 nt
Organism: Lotus japonicus
Lineage: Eukaryota; Viridiplantae; Streptophyta; Magnoliopsida; Fabales; Fabaceae
Product: scarecrow-like protein 14
Exons: 1
Coding region: 297-2552 (751 amino acids)
Biological process (GO): regulation of DNA-templated transcription
Cellular component (GO): nucleus
Molecular function (GO): sequence-specific DNA binding; DNA-binding transcription factor activity
Source: RefSeq, a predicted model, not a curated record
AAAGUAAGAUAAUCUCACUUCUCAAUCUCUAAGAUUCUAUGUUGUAAAUGAACUCUCUUUCUUUCUGUUGCUGCAUAUUAUGUGCUUCCCUGAAAAUUCAAUUCCACUUCCAUACAAAUCACUGAUUCAUAGGGGUUUCUAAAGUUCCCUUAGAUCUAGCUUGUUCAAUUCCACUUCAGUAUGUUGUUCUGGUUUGUUGGGGUUUCCAUAAUAGCAAACAAAAUGCUUCCUUUCUCAUUUUUCACCUAUAAUUUUGAUUGAUACAAAAAGGGGUGAAUUCCUUCAUAUUUUAUGCCAUGGUGGAUCCUCAUUUCAAGUCCAAUUUCACCAACAGUGGUAAAUUGAACCAAGUUCCCAAUACACUCCACAUGGAGGAUCAUAGCUCUGGAUUCAUGGACAAUCCAUUUCUUCUUCCACCUGUUCCAAACAAUGCUCAAAACCAUGCUUCCCUGUCCACCAUUGCUACAUAUGAUGAGGACUCUCCCUUGGAUGACACUGAUUUCUCUGCUACUGUCUUGCAUUAUAUAAACCAAAUGCUUAUGGAAGAGGACAUGGAGAAGAAGACCUGUAUGUUCCAUGAUUCUUUGGCCCUCCAAGCUGCUGAGAAAUCUUUCUCUGAGGUCAUUGGUGAGACAUACCCUUCUUCUUCCAUCCAAAACUAUCACAAUGUGGAGAGCCCUGAUGACAGUCUCAACAGUAAUUUCAGUGGUUAUACUUAUAGCAGCAGUGGCACAGCUAGUACUAGCAGCUCAAUUGAGUCCAACUGGGGUAAUGUUGAUCUUGCUGAGUACAAGCCUUCUAUACUGCAAACCGCUUUUCCUCCUGACUUUGUUUUCCAUGCCAGUUCAACCUCUAACUCCCAAUCUUAUAUGAACAGCACUAGUAGUUUCGGUGCAACAGAUAGUGGAUUCGUGGCAAGUUCCAGGGCUGGAUUUUCAGAUCAAACAUUGCUUUGCAAGAGUGAUUCUGUGCUUCAAUUUGAGAGAGGUUUUGAGGAAGCCAGUAAGUUUCUUCCUAAAACGAAUCCAUUAGUUAUUGAUUUUGAGAACAGGUCACAUGGCUAUAUCCCUUCGAUUAGAAAGGUUCCUCAGCAGGAGGUAAUUAAGAUUGAGGCGGAUGAAAAUAAGCAUUUUUCCGCUGAGCCGAGAGGAAGGAAGAAUCAUGAGAGGGAGGAUGAAACAGAUUUACAAGAUGGGAGAAGCAACAAGCAGUCAGCUGUUUACACCGAUGACAGUGAGCUAUCAGAAUUAUUUGAUAAGGUACUGCUGGGCGUGCCGUGUGGAAAUCAGGAAGCUCCUUCGUGUAUCCUCAAGGAAGAGCAGCCUAAUGGACCUGACAUUAGCAUGGGGAAGAAAGAAGAAACAAACAAGUCUGGUGGUGGAAAGAGCCGUGCUAAGAAACAAGGAGACAAGAAGGGAGUUGUGGAUCUGAGGUCACUAUUGAUUCUAUGUGCACAAGCUGUUUCUUCUGAUGAUCGAGCGACUGCCAGUGAUUCGCUAAAGCAGAUAAGGCAACACUCAUCCCUGUUGGGAGAUGGAUCUCAGAGGCUGGCACAUUGCUUUGCAGAUGCCCUCGAAGCACGGAUGGCCGGCAUUGGCGCACAGACUUAUACUGCUUUAUCUUCCAAAAGAACCUCCGCUGCAGACAUGGUGAAAGCUUACCAAAUGUAUAUUUCAGCCUGCCCAUUCAAGAAGCUUGCAAUCAUUUUUGCAAACCAUACAAUUUUGAACCUAGCUAAGGAAGUUGAAACUCUUCACAUUGUAGAUUUUGGCAUCCGGUAUGGCUUCCAGUGGCCAGCCCUUAUUUAUCGUUUAUCAAAACGACCUUGCGGUCCGCCCAAGCUGCGCAUCACAGGGGUUGAGCUCCCACAGCCUGGUUUCAGGCCAGCAGAGAGAGUCCAGGAGACAGGGCUUCGCCUGGCAAGGUAUUGUGAUCGCUUCAAUGUUCCAUUUGAGUUCAAUGCUAUUGCACAGAAAUGGGAAACCAUCAAACUUGAGGACUUGAAGAUAAAGAAAAAUGAACUUCUUGCAGUGAAUUGUAUGUGCAGAUUCAAAAAUCUACUUGAUGAGACAGUUGUUUUGAAUAGCCCUAGGGAUGCAGUUUUAAACUUGAUUAGGAAGGCAAAUCCCACUAUCUUUAUGCAGGCUAGUCUCAACGGGAGCUAUACUGCCCCAUUCUUCGUGACACGGUUCCGGGAGGCUCUUUUCCAUUACUCUACAUUGUUUGAUGUGCUUGACACCAAUGUUGCUCGUGAAGAUCGAAUGAGGUUGAUGUUUGAGAAAGAGUUCUUUGGGAGGGAAGUGAUGAAUAUUAUAGCUUGUGAGGGUUCUGAGAGGGUUGAGAGGCCUGAGACAUACAAGUUAUGGAUGGUUAGGAAUACGAGGGCUGGUUUCAGGCAACUUCCCUUGGAUAAACAUCUCAUUAACAAGUUAAGGUCCAAGUUGAAAGAUGCGUACCACAGUGAUUUCAUGCUUGUUGAAGAUGGCAACUUCAUGUUGCAAGGUUGGAAAGGCCGUAUAAUAUAUGCUUCCUCUUGUUGGGUACCUGCAUAGUCCUUCAGAAUCUUCUCCGCAGGUGGUUAAAAGAAGCGUUUUGUGAGUUUAUGGGAGGGACAUGGUUCACUUAGGAAUCUGGCAAACAUAACUUGGAGUUCCCCUAAGUCUUAUGCCUGGCAUAUUCUUGAAGCUUACCCUACCAAUAGAAUGCCAUAUGUUUGGAUUGGUGGUGACAUAAUCUAAAGCACGGUGAUUCUAGUUUCUCCUCAGAAGUGAUUAUGGAGAUUCCCACCGCAGAACUAAACAUGCCAUUUCUGAACUCAGAGAAUACUGUUACUUACUGAAGUGUGGAUGCUAUGUGAGUGACAUAAUUAAAUGCAUGUUAGUUGAAUUCCUCCUUAUUGUGUUAGGCAGUAAUAAGUAGCAGAAUCUUAUGUAGUGAGAUAUUAGGGUCUCAAAACUGAGCUACCAUGGCAUGACAUACAUCAUAGGAAGUAAGAUGCUUUGAUUUCAUGAGAAUGGUCAAAGUGUGAAUGAAACCCAUGGCAAAAGCUGUAGAUGAUUUUGCAUAAGCUAUGAGAUGGCUUUGGAUUUGUUCUUUCUCUGUACAUAUCUAGUAAAUGAUAUUAUUCUCUUUGGUCAUUUUGCAAAAUGCCAGUUUGGCUGCCCCCUCAUGUUUGUGUUUGGUUUAACUUUUAUAACUGCACAUGUGCUAUUUUUUACACAUAGGCGAAGGUGUAUCCAUCAAAUGCAAUCACUGCUCCAACUCAUGAGCUAAACCUGCCAUGCAAUCAGCUUCCUAGUUUUAUUCUCUUGGGAUAUGAAAGCACUAGGCAAAUGCCAAUCUUUGUCAAUCAAUGCUUUGGUCUGUGCAACCAUGGAUACAAAAGGAUGUUCAAUUGUAAUUUUGAUCUCUUAUCUGUGGCAAUUGUGCGAUUUAGUUUAAUCAUCUUUGAAGUGAACAA